UUGUCCUGUCCACAGUGUUGUGUGUGAGAUCGGGCCAGCGAGAGCAGUUCCUCCCUUCGACUUGCCAGUGGAUCCGCCCAACACUGGACCAGUGGUGAUUAAAUUGGAAGGAGGAAGAGAAGGCACAUCUAAGGUCGUCUUCACUUACAGGGAUCCAAAACCCGAGUCUGUCGAGCCUCUAAGAGGUCCAGCGGCAGGAGGAACAGUCGUCACCAUCAAGGGGGAAGACCUAGACACGGGCACUAAAGAAGAUGUCUCCGUCUCUGUCGGCGGAGUUCACUGCGAAGUCCUGACGUUUGGUAAAGAGAUCACCUGUAAGACUGGAAAAUACCGCGGUCAGAAGGUUCCCUCUGACCUGCUCACAGUGACGGUCAAAUAUGGAAAGAACACCACCAAAGACUUCCCAGCAGCCUAUCAGUACUCAGAAAAUCCAAAGAUCACAGACUACAACCCUAAAGCCAGCUUCAUGUGGUAAAUAUGGAUUGAACUGAAUGUUA
Messenger RNA from Cynoglossus semilaevis (tongue sole), 497 nucleotides. RefSeq names its product plexin-B2-like. Lineage: Eukaryota; Metazoa; Chordata; Actinopteri; Pleuronectiformes; Cynoglossidae. Gene Ontology annotation, biological process: regulation of cell migration; positive regulation of axonogenesis; regulation of cell shape. The annotation marks the transcript as partial. The record is from RefSeq and is a predicted model, not a curated record. The transcript is spliced from 3 exons. Gene Ontology annotation, cellular component: semaphorin receptor complex; plasma membrane. Gene Ontology annotation, molecular function: semaphorin receptor activity.